AUGAUUGUCGCUCCCUUGAAUCCGAAUGUGGUUGUUGUAAGUAUGAUACCGAGUGGAUGUAUGAAAUCCGAAUUCGAUUCAAAUUAUCCGAUUCAUUUGAAUGGUAUUAUUAGUCAAGAAGAAUUUCGACAAUCGAUAAGCAAUAUCAAUGGUGCCAUUGGCUCAAAUAAAUGUCUUGCUAUCUUGAUCAUCAUUUUCGUUGUAUCGCUGUUAGGCGGAAUAGCAUUAAUGAUUGCCGGUCCAUUAUCUGCGACUAAAACUAGCAAUGUUGUACUUAGGUUGGGAGUAUUUCUUGGAAUAGGCAUGGGAUUAUUAAUUUUUGGAAUGAUUUGUACGUUCGUUGGAUGCUGCGUCAUGCAAUCGCAACGAAUGAAGCGAGUGCGACAAGCUAUUGUCGAUGAAUCAGCAAAAUAUUCAGCGAGAUCUUCAAGACCAUCUAGUUGGCGAUUACAUACCGAUACUAUAUAUACUGGAGGAUAUAGCCAUGAUAAUAAUCAGCGUAUGGCAUCAAAACGAUCCUCUGGAUCGAUUCUUGAUUUUUUUUCAAAAAAAUCAAAAGCUCAAGCACCAGUUCUUUCAACAGAAGAAAUUCCUUUGGUAGAUUUCACUAUUCUUCCAACAAGUUCACGGGGUGAAAAUACUGAAAUAUCUUCUGCAACUAAAAUUUAUCCUCUUAUCGAAACAUCAAAUUUAACUAAUCUCAAUAAUGUCUCAGAAAAUGAUCUUGAACAUGAAAGUCAGGAUGAAGUUUUUGAUACUUCUAAUAUAUCAUCAAAUACGGAUAAUCCGAUACCUUUGUUACAACCGGCGAAUUUAGUGACAUCAUGUUCAUCGGAUCAAAAAGAACUUAUUUCAAAAUGUGAUUUGUCAUGUUGUAAUUCUUCAAACCCGUAUCAUCCUGUCAGAGAGGAUGAAUUAGCUUUGACAGUGGUCGACAAACGAUCAUGUCAAAAAAAAUGGUUUUCAGAUUAUCCUUGGUUAACAUUCUGUAAAGUCCAUGAAAAAAGUAAUUUACAUCGUGAUUCAAUUUAUGUUGUAAAUCAACAAGGAAAACGUAGUGUAAGAGAACAAUUAACAUUAGCAACACAACAACAACAAGAGCAAAGACGACAGGCACUUAUCAUUCAAAUUUCAUGCAUCAUGUUCUUGCUUCGUCAAGGUCUUGCUCUUAGAGGGCAUUCAGAUGAAAAUAGUAAUUUGAUUCAAUUACUCAAACUUCGAACUAUUGAUAAUCACUUUUUAAAGCAAUGGAUUGAUGAAAAGAACUAUUUAUCACAUGAUAUUAUUAAUGAACUUUGUAAAGAAAUUUAUCUUACAAUUAUAAGAGAUAUUGUGAAAGAAAUCUCUAACAGAGAAUGGUUUUCAUUGAUAUGUGAUGAAACAACAGAUCAAUCAACACGUUCACAAUUAUGUAUCACCAUCAGAUCUGUUGAUAAUAACUACAAUGUCUUUGAAGAUGUUAUCGGCCUUUAUGAAAUAUCCAGGCAAAAUGCUCCAACAAUUGUUGAAGCAAUUCUUGAUACAUUAACUAGGUGCGGAUUGGAUAUUGCUAAUUGUCGUGGUCAGAGUUACGAUGGAGCUAGUAACAUGUCAGGAAUUUAUGGUGGUGUAUCAGCAUUAAUUUUAAAACAACAAGGAAAAGCUAUGUAUGUGCAUUGUAAUGCGCAUUGCCUUGAUUUAGCUAUUCAGGAUUUAACUAGUCGAUGUACUACGAUUUGUAGUUGUUUAUCUUUUGCUAAGGAUAUAAUUGAUUUCAUCCGCCGAUCUCCUAAACGUCUUUCUAUAAUAAAAGAAACAUCCAACCAAAUAACAAUGCCAUAUACAACUCUAACACCGCUAUGUCCUACACGAUGGACUAUGCGUGCAGGAUCAUGUAGUUCUUUGUUGGAAAAUUAUGGAUUGGUUCAAGAAACUUUAUAUACCAUAAGUGAUGAGAAAGAUAGUUGUGGAAUAAAAGCAAAUGCCUAUCUAAUACUUAUCGAUACAGAAAAAGUGUCACGUAUUAUUCAAGGUUCAAGUUGUUGUUUGCAAGAUGUUCUUUGUGCAGCUGAAACUGUUAUUAAUUAUUUCAUACGUAUUGGAGAUGAUAAUCAUUUUAAUUUGUUUUAUAAUGGAGUAAUCAAUGAUAGUGAAGGUUUGACAGAGAAACCUGUUCUACCUCGACAACGACGACCACCAAAACGUUAUGAUUCAAGUUCAAGAGUUCCCGAUUUUACUACUUGUGAAGAGUUUUAUCAUCGACAAUAUAUUGAAGCACUAGACAUUGUUGUUAAUAUGUUGCGUGUUCGUUUUACUCAAAGCAAUUUUAAAUUGUUAUGUGAUGUUGAGAAAUUUAUUCUUAAUGUAUCUAAUAAUCCAGUCUAUGAUCCAGAUGAUCUCAUACAAGAGAUAAUGGAAUUUUGCGACGGUGAUAUAGAUAUUCAAAGAUUGAAAGCUGAAGUACACAUGAUUUACGAUUUUUUUAAAUCUACAAUUAACACAAAUCAAAUGAAAAUAAAACAAAUCACAAAGAUUUCGACUAUUUGUGAAAUUUUAAACUCAUGCAAUGUUGGUAAACAAAUGUUCAGAGAAUUUGAUAAAUUGAUUAAACUGCAUUUAACUCUUCCUGUUUCGACAGGGAGUGCUGAGCGUGCAUUUAGUACAUUAAAUAGAUUAAAAACUGUACUUCGAAAUUCUAUGACACAGUCGCGACUUAAUCAUUGUUUAUUAGCAAAUAUUUAUAAAGAAAAGCUUGAUGAAAUUGAUCCAUAUCAAAUAAUGUCAAAAUUUAUCGCGUCGAAUACCAAUAGACAAGCCUUGUUUGGUUCAAUAGUUUAA
Messenger RNA from Adineta steineri, 2817 nucleotides. The record is from the annotation of a GenBank genome assembly. Lineage: Eukaryota; Metazoa; Rotifera; Eurotatoria; Adinetida; Adinetidae.